AUGUUGCUGCUGAGGCAACUGCCUCCCGUUUACACCGCCGCACAGCUUAUUAUUAGACGGAUAUUACAGAAAGUAACGGUUCAGAGAACUCGCUCUGACAAACCGUUACUGGUGGGAAGCCACACAAGCAAGAUUCGGCGGCGCUGGUUCCAAAAGACGUACCACGCAAAACAACCAAAAUUGAUGUGGAAGCUCAAUUGUCUGCUGCUGUUUAUCUCAAAUGCACUUCUCACCGCUCAAACCUCGGCACAAGCUGCCGCCGGCACCAGCGCCUCCGUGUACUUCAGCGGCUCCCGCUACGGCCGCAACCUUGGCCUCCUUGGAGCCUGGAGCACCGCCCCCGACUCGGCCUUCACAGCCGUGUGGAUCGGUCGCCUGAACUCGACGAAGACACCACAGACCUACUUGACCAUGAGCCGGAUCCCCGGAGAAUAUUUCUGGGAGACGUAUUGGGUUCAAAGCAGUUUGUUCGUGUUCGGAGAUCUCGGCGAACUAUUCGGCAUCCAGGAGGAUAUUUCUUCGCCUCCCGCUGGUCAGUGGACCAUGGACGUGUUCUCCCGGCGGCCGGGUGCAACCUCCGCUUACCAUGCCCGCUACAGCUCAAGUGGCAGCCUCUCCCUGACCUCCUUAACCAGCAAGCCCUGCAGACUGGACAGGGAUAACCUCGUGGUGGGGGCUGAUUACCGGGACAACAACAAGUACCUGGUGGGCAAUGUGGCGGUGUUGCUGAUCUACAACCGGUCGCUGUCUUCGUCCGAGCUGCUGGAUCUUGCGCAGGGCUAUGCUUCGCGUUUUGGAUGGCCUGCACCAGUCAUAUUUCGGGGCAUCCUCAUCCAGUCACUCUAUCCAACUUCUCAGUGGAUCGCUCAGGUUCCGCAGCCACCACCGGCAUCUGCCAGAUCGACGGCGGCUGAUCAGCUCCGUUCUCGGGCCUCCACCUCCACAACCUCCGUCAGCAAGGCCAUCGCCACCACCGUCCCCACCCCCAACUUCGCCACCACCGUCACCACCGCCUUCACCACCCCCCUCGCCACCCCCUUCACCGCCACCUUCACCACCACCUUCACUGCCUCCGUCUCCAAGCCUGGGCCCCCCACCAGGCCCGCCGCCUCCAAACCCAAUUCCAAUCCCAGAUGUGCAGAUGUGCACAGACCAGCAGACAUGUAUACAUGCAUGUACACAUACAAAAGGGCCCCGGGUGCUAAUCCUUUCUCAUCCGUUCUCGGCAGUGCGCGUAUCCCUGCUGGUUCGCUUCCAUGUAACAUGCAAGGGGUUUACCCCCCGUUUUAUGCCAUAGGACAGCAAAGCGCCGGACAGGUCCUAUCACUGGUGUCACUUUUCGCUGAUAUCGGAUAA
Volvox carteri f. nagariensis is the source of this 1356-nucleotide messenger RNA. RefSeq lists its product as uncharacterized. Lineage: Eukaryota; Viridiplantae; Chlorophyta; Chlorophyceae; Chlamydomonadales; Volvocaceae. The record is from RefSeq and is a predicted model, not a curated record. The transcript is spliced from 10 exons. Bases 1 to 1356 code for a protein of 451 amino acids.